CCCGACUCGGGGAGCCCGUGCCAUGGGUGGGGUUACGGCUAGAAAGCGCUCACCUAACUGGCUGCUUCUUCCCGGAACUUCCUGCGUCUUGACUUUGUGGAUGGCGUCACUGGGAACCUGAACAGCCGCGUGCGUUUUGCAGUUCGGUGAGGAACUUACGAGACAAUGGCCAAGAACAAAUUAAAAGGGCAGAAGUCCAGGAAUGUAUUUCACAUAGCCAACCAAAGAACCUUCAAAGCUAAAAAUAAGGCAAAACCAGUUACUACUAAUCUUAAGAAGAUAAACAUUAUGAAUGAUGAAAAAGUCAACAGAAUGAACACAGCUUUUGUAAAUAUACAGAAAGAACUUGCAAACUUUUCAAAAAGUCUUUCUCUUAAAUCUGUGCAGAAAGAGCUGAAGCACCGUGAAAAUGAACCAGCUAAUGUUGAUGAAGCGACAAGACUAAUGGCUCAAUUGUAAUCUAGUGACAGUUAUCACAUUCCCCCAAAGAUCAAUAAACUGAAUGCUCACUCAAUUGUAAUCUAGUGACAGUAUAUCACAUUCCCCCAAAGAUCAAUAAACUGAAAGCUCACUCAAUUGUAAUCUAGUGACAGUAUAUCACAUUCCCCCAAAGAUCAAUAAACUGAAUGCUCACUCAAUUGUAAUCUAGUGACAGUAUAUCACAUUCCCCCAAAGAUCAAUAAACUGAAUGCUCACUCAAUUGUAAUCUAGUGACAGUUAUCACAUUCCCCCAAAGAUCAAUAAACUGAAUGCUCAUACAACUU
Onychomys torridus (southern grasshopper mouse) is the source of this 764-nucleotide messenger RNA. RefSeq names its product ribosomal biogenesis factor (gene Rbis). Bases 166 to 459 code for a protein of 97 amino acids. The record is from RefSeq and is a predicted model, not a curated record. The transcript has 4 exons. Lineage: Eukaryota; Metazoa; Chordata; Mammalia; Rodentia; Cricetidae. Gene Ontology annotation, cellular component: nucleolus. Gene Ontology annotation, biological process: ribosome biogenesis.